Molecule: messenger RNA, 1416 nt
Organism: Drosophila suzukii
Lineage: Eukaryota; Metazoa; Arthropoda; Insecta; Diptera; Drosophilidae
Source: RefSeq, a predicted model, not a curated record
CAGUCAACGAUUUGUCGUCUAUACUGGCCGAGCCUGGUCACACGGGAAGCCGUGCGAAAAUCGAGUAAUGUUCAGAGGCCAUGCCAUGAUAAUUAUAUUAUAAUCCUUCGGACGACAAUGCUGUUCUGCGGCUUGCAGCGUCGUUCGUAAUAAGCAGCUGCUAAGUUGCAGUUGCCAAUCGUGCAACAAAGUGCAAGCGCGCAACCCCGUUGCAGAAUCCAGAACCUGGAUAGCCACGAUGACACCCUUCGAUGACUUUAUCUAUCUGAUCAAUCAUGUGCUUUUGGGCGAAGAGCCGACAAUCGAAGACUUCAUAUUGCUGGUGGGCACCCUGGUGGCGUUUAUAGCCUUCAUCCUGUGGUGCUGCUUCCCCAUACAGCCAAAGCAGGAGCCUGGUCCCCAUCGCCAGUUUACGUGCAAGAUCAUACAGAAUCCCAUCAAGGCCUUCGACGCCGCCACCAGCACCGACGACGCACCUAAACCAGGAGGUGGGUCCGGAACUGGUAGCUCCACGUCCAACAUGCAGUACAAUAGCAGCAGUGGCAGCGGAAGCUACAGCAAGAACGGCACAGUGGCCAUGCACAAUUACUACGUUAAAAACGGACACCAUUGCUGCACCUAAUAAUUGGUUAUCCGCACUAGCGACACUGUCCAUGUCCAAAGUUGGACAGGAUGUUAUGUUGCACAAACGCCGCCCUUAGUAACCAUAUGCAGAGCACACCUAUCCGUAUGCGGAGGCAUAUAGAUUGAGAUUUGUGCCAAUUGGUUCGACAGGUUGUUAGGAGGCAGCUAAAAGCUGUCAGUUUGCAGUCACAGGCACAUUUGAAUUGUAAUUGAUCAGACUGAUUUGUUUAUGGAACAUGAGAAGAUUGAAGGUGGAACAGGUAGCAAGGUCAAGGCCGCACACUCAUUCGCAGCAGCCCCUGGCAAGUUUAUAAAACUUCCUUGAUAUCUAUUAUAUAUUGUGUGUGCAUUUGUUGGCAUACCACAUGUAGCAUGCGUAGUUGUGUAAACGAAAAAACCAUUUAAAAGCCAAGCGACUAAUUGUAAGUAUUUAUUUGUGUAAACGAUUCGCUUACCCCCUGAGGAACUCCAAGCACUUGCCAACACAUUGUGUGCAAACAAAAGACAAAAACCCUUGAAAUAACUAUUAAUUAUGUUCAAUCGGGUAAAGGAUUAAAGUCUCCGAUCAUAUUUACCUUUAUAAAUUUAUAAAUAUAUAUUUAAGGAACAUUAUUUAUAUACCGAGAUACAGACCAAUUAGUUAGCAUAGGUCUUUUCUGUAUUAUCGCUUUUGAUUUUAUUUAUUUGAUGUGUAUUAGUCUAUUUGAUCUCAUUUAAAGAUAUUAUUUGUGAUGUAACUUCAAGAUAAAUCCAAUAUUUCUCAAAUGCAAAUGAAACUACAUUUAAAGACAA